Pogoniulus pusillus (Red-fronted tinkerbird) is the source of this 1386-nucleotide messenger RNA. It is a transcript of the gene AGPAT4, whose product is annotated as 1-acylglycerol-3-phosphate O-acyltransferase 4. Bases 141 to 1274 code for a protein of 377 amino acids. The record is from RefSeq and is a predicted model, not a curated record. The transcript has 9 exons. Gene Ontology annotation, cellular component: mitochondrial outer membrane; endomembrane system. Gene Ontology annotation, molecular function: 1-acylglycerol-3-phosphate O-acyltransferase activity. Lineage: Eukaryota; Metazoa; Chordata; Aves; Piciformes; Lybiidae.
GCCGUUGGCGCGGCUCGCCUGCCGCCCGCCGCACGCCCGCUCCCGGCGCCUCAGCGCGACGCGCAUGCCAAGGCCCGGCGGCGCCAGGUUGUCAUCUGGAUUUUUGGUCUGAAGGUACCCUCUUGCUUUCUCAGCAAAUCAUGGACAUCGUUGGCUUUCUGAAGUCUCAAUUCAUUUGCCAUCUUCUGAUCUGCUACAUAUUUAUAGUGUCAGGACUGAUCAUUAACUUCAUUCAGCUCUUUACACUUAUACUUUGGCCAAUCAACAAGCAACUGUUCAGGAGGAUCAACUGCAGGCUGGCUUACUGCAUUUCAAGCCAGAUGGUGAUGUUGCUGGAAUGGUGGUCAGGCACCGAUUGCACCCUCUACACUGACCCAGCGAGCUACCACAAGUAUGGGAAGGAAAAUGCCAUUGUAAUCCUCAAUCACAACUUUGAAAUUGACUUUCUCUGUGGUUGGAACUUUUGUGAAAGAUUUGGGGUCUUGGGGAGCUCCAAAGUCCUUGCCAAAAAAGAGCUCUCCUACAUGCCUGUCAUUGGCUGGAUGUGGUAUUUCCUAGAGAUAGUCUUCUGCAAGCGUAAGUGGGAGGAAGAUCGGAAAACAGUCGCACAGAAGUUGCUGAACCUCCGGGACUACCCUGAAAACUUUUGGUUCCUGAUUCAUUGCGAGGGCACAAGGUUCACAGAGCAGAAGCACCAAAUCAGCAUGCAAGUAGCCGAAGCCAAAGGCCUGCCCAAGCUCAAAUAUCACUUACUGCCACGAACUAAAGGAUUUGCUGUCACCGUGCAGUGCUUGAGAAAUGUAGUUUCUGCAGUCUAUGAUUCCACCCUCAAUUUCAGAAAUAAUGAGAAUCCAACAUUGCUGGGAGUUCUAAAUGGAAAGAAGUAUCAUGCAGAUUUGUAUGUAAGGCGAAUUCCACUAGAGGAAGUCCCAGAAGAUGAGCAAGAAUGUUCUAACUGGCUCCACAAACUGUACCAAGAAAAGGAUGCAUUCCAGGAAGAAUACUACCAAACAGGAACCUACCCAGAAGUCGCUGUGGUACCACCCCGACGGCCAUGGACACUUUUGAACUGGCUUUUCUGGGCCUUACUGCUGCUAUAUCCAUUAUUCAAGCUUCUCAUCAACAUGAUCAACAGUGGCUCAUCCUUGACACUGGCUACUUUUGCAUUUGUCAUUGUAAUGGCUUCUGUUGGUGUCAGAUGGAUGAUAGGGGUUACAGAAAUUAACAAGGGCUCCACUUACGGCAACAACGACAACAAGCAGAAACAAAAGUAGUUAUCUUCAGAGACUGCUGCAAUCCAAAGGGAACAAAACUCAAGUGCGUAUCAUGGUCCUUCAGGUGAGAAUGGAAGAAGGGAAGGAUGAGCAAUUGCCAUUGCAUAUCUGA